AUGGCGUCGAACGUAAACCUUACCACUUCGUUCUACAACAGUUUACCACCAUCACACCGAAAACUGUACAAAAGCUACGCCCAGACAGUUAACAAGCUGAGCGCCCAAUGCAUAAGGAAAGAUUUUCUCCGACGAUGUAAAAAGUUUGGCUUACACCCCACACACAUACAAAACACCUUCCGCUGCAUAAACGGAUUAUUGGAGGAUGCCAGUCCAUACAGAGGGAAGCUGGAGAAGGCGAUGGACCGUUUCAAACGCACGAUCCUGAACGUCGAAAUCAGCGAUAGUUUUCACAAAAUCAAAACGCUAGAGAAAACGAAAGCUACCCUCACGAGCAAAAUCACGCAAGUAUCCCCCUCUAACACAUACACACAUUUCUUCGAGCGCCAGGAAACAUUCUUUCAAAGAAAAUGUCGAUCGUUGCAGAUUACGACAAGCCGCAAAUUUCAACGUCUCUACAAAAGAGUUGAAAUUGAAAAAGCAAACAAACUCAAAGUGAACGAUUCUUGGGUUAAAAACAUCACAGAUGUUGUUAUUCCCCAAGAAACGAUGGUUCUUUUGGGCUAUGGUCCCAAGUUCGCCUUGCCGUUGGAAAAUAAUCAAGAAAUUCCAUAUUUCAAGAUUAUCGCGGACUUGGAAUCAAUUCUACAGUCCGAAAGAGAUGAGAGUUUGCAAAUGGUUUGUCGCAAUCAGUACAUCAACAUAAUUCAAAAUCAUAUGAACAGGCUAACGAACGGUGGUCAUACAUCACCACCAGACACUAUCAAUCGUUUUUUGAUCGAAGCAUUUCACGUCAGCAAAAAGUUCAUCCGAGAAAAUCCAGACUUAUGUGUUGUAACCGCCGAUAAGGGUAAUAAAACAGUUAUAAUGAAGAGAGAAGAUUAUGAGUCAAAAAUGAGAGCCCUUAUUGACGACAUCGACACGUACGAAAGGAUCGACGCGGAUUGGACAAGCAAAAUUCAAACGAAAAAUAACACGCUGGUGAAAUCACUAUUCGACCAAAAAAUGAUUGAUCAACCCACCAAGAAUCGGCUAACUACAUACAACGCGACUUGCCCUAAAAUUUAUGGACUACCUAAGAUUCAUAAAGACGGCAAUCCACUGAGGGUCAUACUGUCAUGCAUAAACUGCCCAACAUAUGAUCUCUCAAAAUACCUUGCUAGCAUUCUGCAUCAUUCGAUAGACCACGAGAAAUAUAACGUACGCAACUCAUAUGAGUUCUGUACGUUUAUUAACAACGUCACACUUCCCCCCAACUAUGUAUUGGUAUCGUUUGAUGUGGUAAGCCUGUUCACUUGCAUACCGAGAGACUUGGUGGUACAAGCGGUGAGAAAUAACUGGAACUUGAUCGAGAAAAAUACGACGAUCAAAGAUCAAAAUGUUUUUAUCAAGCUCAUUGAGUUUAACAUCUCGUCCAGUUAUUUCACCUUCCGUGGGGCCUAUUACCGGCAAAAGGAGGGGACAGCCAUGGGGAAUCCUUUGUCACCUGCUUUAGCUGAUCUUGUAAUGACUACAUUACUUGAUGAUGUGCUUGCGAAGAUCGAUGUACACAUUCCAUUCGCCGCUCCGGUCGAUGUUCCGGCCUUUGAGCCUGUUGGUGUGCUAGAUCGUGAGGCUAGCUCCACCAACCGCUUCUUCACAUUAUCGGGGGCCGCUUCCCCCGGGGACUGCUCCGUUCGCUUACCAACCUGCCCCGUAGAGCAGAUCGCGGCGAAUGAGGGCAUCAGUCUGAACCUGCUUGGAUUCAGUUGCCCUCCUGGUUCUCGUCCCCUUUUCGGAGGCUUCAACCCGAGCCACAAGUUCGGCGUGCUCCUUUUGAGCUUCGUCGAUGGUAGCCCGAAGCAGGAGGAGGCCCUGCUUCAGAUCCCUGGACAUAUUGCUCCUAUUCGCCGUGAACUCGAUGAUGGCAUCGAGCUGUUCGGAAAGCGCUGCCAACCUAGGCCGCUUGUCCCUGCUCUUUUCGAUGGCCUUGACUAG
Messenger RNA from Wyeomyia smithii (pitcher-plant mosquito), 1977 nucleotides. RefSeq lists its product as uncharacterized. Lineage: Eukaryota; Metazoa; Arthropoda; Insecta; Diptera; Culicidae. Bases 1 to 1977 code for a protein of 658 amino acids. The transcript has 2 exons. The record is from RefSeq and is a predicted model, not a curated record.